AGGUGCAGUAGCAGUAGCAGUAGCAACAGUUGCUGUUACCAUCACCGCUGCCGCCGGGUUCUCGUGCUACGUGUCGCGAGAUUUUGAGGGAGGGCAGAAGAGUCGGUGGGUACAGCUCCGUGAAAGACACUCCACCACUGUCCUAUAUUGCCUCCUCAUCAGCCUGCCUCAGGGUAGCCAUGAAAGAGAUGAGGUAGCCACCCUUGAGUGUGCUAGAACACAACUUCAAAUGGAUGCAAAAUAUAAAGACGAUGUAUUUAGGAAGUAUGUACAGUUUCAUGAAUCCAAACUGAAUACCUCUGAUAAGAAACAGCACCCAGUUAGUGAUGAAUGUCUACAAGUAACAGCUUCAACCUUGCUCUGCUUUCCCAAGAUUGAUCCCUUCUAUAGAUUCCGGCUGAUUAAAUUCUAUGAGAUAGUUGAAAAUGCACUUAGAUCCUUGAAAUCUUCAAGCUUGUGUUCACUCCAAAAUGCAUUUGGUGUUCUGGAAUCAGUUGGAGUUAAUCUUUUUCUUUACCCUUGGAAGAAAGAAUUCAAAAGUAUAAAGACCUACACAGGACCUUUUGUUUAUUAUGUAAAGUCUACAAUACAUGAUGAGGAUAUAAGACAGAUACUGAACUUGAUGGGAUACAUCCAAGAACUUGGAACUAUGUAUAAGCUCAAAGACCUGGUUGAUACCUUCCAGGUAAAGAUGGUAUCGUUUGAACUAUUCUUGGCCAAAUUAGAGUGCGAACAAUUGAUAGAAAUUCAUUUGCAAGUGAAAGAUAAAGGUUAUUCAGAACUUGAUGUUGUAAAUGAAAGAAAAAAUAGCAAUGAUAUCCGAGGGUGUUCAGAUGCUUUGAAACGUCGUGCAGAAUGCAAAGAAAAUCUAAACACUCCCAUGUCACGAAUGGUUCUUCAGAAAUCUGCUAGUGAGAGAGGCUGUAAAGAUUAUUUCAAACCCAAAGUUAGCAAAGCUUCUAAAUCAGUGGACGCAUAUGAUAGUUACUUGGAAAAUAAGAAGCCACCUUUGGCGUCAUUGAGUCUCCGAAAAGAACCCAUUUUGAUUGAUACUGAAGACGACAUUAAAGAUGAAAUAAUUCAUCCCUCACCUUCUCUCCUUGCCAUGUCAAGUUCUCCACAUGGUUGUUCUGAUGAAUAUUUACCAGUUUCAUCCCAUUCCAAUGGCAUAUUACGAACGGGUAUUCCAUAUGGUACUUACUAUUCCCCACAAGAUGAUUUAGAUUUAUAUACUGACUCUGAUCAUAGAAGUAUGUUUAAGAGACAAGAAUCCACUAAACAUGAUGUAUGGCUGCUAAGGAAUGAUGCCAACCCGACUUACCAGAAACGUACACAGCUAGCCAAAGAGACCACUUCCCUUAAGUGCCAAAACUGUGGAUUAUCUUGCGGUACCUCCAUUUGCCAAAAGUGUGACAGCUUGCUCAUCUGCAGGCAAGAAUAUCCACCAAUGAAGCAGAGCAGCUAUUCACUCAAAACACUUUCAGCUGAAGGCAUAUCUUCCGGAUCUGCGGUAAGGGAAAAGCCGCAAUACAUGUUGCAGACUCAAGAGCGAGUAUCUCAAUACAGUUCAAAAUCCAAGCCUUCAGCCUCUUCACGCUGUGGCUUUUGCAACAGACCAGGAGCUACAAACACAUGCACUUUUUGUUCAAAGGUUUCCUGUGAUUCUUGCCUCACUGCUUACUAUUAUGAUCCCUGCUGUCGAAAAAGUGAGCUUCACAGGUUCUUGCCAAACAAUCAAUUAAACUAUAAAUCAAACCAGCUAUCACACAUGGUUUAUAGAUAGAUUUUUUAUUUUUUGAAAAUCCUGUAUUUUGGGAGAAAAGGGCUAAUAACACAAACAUGCUGAUGUUGCUGGAAGUACCAUCCUACUGACCUCUUAGGAGAAAUCAAAAGUAAGACAUGCCCUAACAUUGGACAAAUACACCUUAACAUAGGUGCCAGUACUCAAUGAUGUGACUUCAUAAAUGUUGUCUAUAUAAUAGUUAACACUCCUGCUACUGUUUUCAGUGACUCCUAGCUGCUUUCCAUUUAGAUUGGGGGGAGGAGCAGUUUUCCCUUUUUUAGAAGCAGACUGUUUAUUUUUAUUAAAUGUAUUUAUUUAUUUAUUAAAUUUAUUAGUCGCCCAUCUGGCUGGUUGUCCAGCCACAGGCAUUGCAAUUCAUUUUUUCCCUAAAGAGAUUUCACAUGUCUGUGUUUUGUUGCUGUCAUUGCCUCAUCUACAUAACAAAACAUCAGAGUAGUAACUGGAAAGAUGACCAAGAAACUAAGAACAGUAUUUUCAGUGAAUUGUGAAAUAGUCUGCUUUGGUAACUUGCAUGCAAUAUUCAUUUGUUUUUGCCAAAAAAGUGUGUUGUUUUUUAAUUAAAUGCAUUUCCUACGCUCCAAAUGGCAAAUCACCAUGAUGUAGCUUCCUCAUGUCUCCUUUUCUUUCCCCUCAUCACUUUCCAGGAUCUCUCUGAAGCAUAUAAAAUCAAAUUCUAAACUGAGUAUUUGCUUUAUUUUUCAGUGUUGCCAAUAGACCCUACUUGUGUUCUUUCUUUAUUCUUCUAGUAUUGAGAAGUGAAUCUAUAUGUGUUAUGUUUUACCUGAGUGUUCCCCAUGAGUAAUGAUAGGAUUCACUUUCUGUUGCACAUGUAUCAAAUCCUUUCUACUGUAAACAGAUGGUUUGGAAGCAGUUUAUUUUUUAAUAAAUAUACUCUGUAUGUUGUGUUUUUUUUAAAAAGUAUAAGGUCUUGUAACGGAAGUCUCUGGGUUAUUUUUUCAGGUAAGAUUAUUUUUUCCUUGUACUGUAUUUCAUCUACCGCUUAUUAUGCUGUUGUGGUAGACAGAUGUCCCUCAAAAUCCAUUAGUCUCUUUGCUUCCUUUCAUUGGGUAGAAAUUCUGACUCUGAAGGUUUGUCAGAUAGAGAUGGGCAAGUAACUUCACUCCAACCCUUCCAUACAGAAGUGAAGGUCUUUUGUUUUAAUGACACAUCAAGGAUUAGAAGAUUUGGCCAUACAUACAUGCUGUCUCCUGUUCAUGUUCACAGGAGUAUGUUUGCCUAAAGUACAUAGCCAUAGCACACUAGAAAUAGUGAAGGUUAAAAUAGGAGGGAUUGUGCCAUUCCCAAUCAAAAUUUCUUAGUUAUGGAGAUGAAUCCAAAUCCAGAAUUUGGUCGUAAGUCACAAAGGGUGUCAAGUGUCCUUUUAAUAAUUUGUUCUUUAUGUUUAGUAAUUAUGCCAUUGCAUUGAAUUCUGAACUUUGUGGCAGAUUACCAUGGGCCCUAAAACUGUUCAUUUUAAGAGCAUGGUUGUAGAUUCUAGGACUUGAAAGAUUUGUAGCCCUUUCAUGCUUUCUGUGACAUAAACAUACAUGAAUGGCCAGUGUGUGGGUGGUGGCGGCAGCAGGAACACAAAAGGGAUUUAACACAUACUGUAAAUUUCUGAAAUUCUGUUCUGAAUGAGCAUCAAAUGUACCAUCUCAAAUGAUUUUUUAUGGAAUGUUACCAACUACAAAGUGUUAUCAAGAAAAGUAGGAAUGAGAUUAUUGCUGUGGCAUACUGCGUUUAGUAUUCUGUUUUCUUUGCAGGCAAGUAUUAUCUUGCUGACUAUGAAAGUCAGCGGUGGAUGAUCAAGGUUUUCAGAAUCUUUGAUGGAUCUUUUUUAUAAGCAUAUAUUAAUAUGCCUGUAUUAUACAAUGUAUAUAUAAUGUCAAAUUUAAAAUCAUUUUACUCCUUCUAAAAUAUUUGCCUGUACAAUUCAUUUUGUUGUGUUCUAUUUCUGUUCAACCUCUUCAAGCAUUACACCUGUUUUUCUCUGGCUGUUAUACUGUGUAGCUUCUAGUUCCUCUCUUGUUCAGGUUCCACAUUGCUACUCACAUGACACUAAAUUAACAAAAACUGUGAUGCCACGUAAUUUAUACAGUGAACCUAGCAGGGACUAAUUACAUUGCUUUAAAAAAGAAACAGUCCUGUGUACAUAUUUGUCAUGGAAUACCUGUAGUACAGAACAAUGUUAAAUUGCAAGUGAUACCAUGCUAAAUAUACUUUUAUGUGUAUCUUACUGUAUAAGGUUGCUGUGUUUGAGACAGUAAAAUAUAUAUUAAUUUAAAA
Molecule: messenger RNA, 4090 nt
Organism: Rhineura floridana
Lineage: Eukaryota; Metazoa; Chordata; Lepidosauria; Squamata; Rhineuridae
Gene: SPATA2
Product: spermatogenesis associated 2
Exons: 3
Coding region: 230-1783 (517 amino acids)
Biological process (GO): regulation of necroptotic process; protein K63-linked deubiquitination; protein linear deubiquitination
Cellular component (GO): cytoplasm
Source: RefSeq, a predicted model, not a curated record